AUGACAAUGCAGGGCCUUUCGCCGGUGGUUGCAGAAGGUGCUGAGACGAGCGAUUUGCAAUGUCCCAGCACAAGCAUCGAGGCGGUCGAGCGCUAUGAGCAUUUUGGAAUGUGGAUCGUGACUUUCACUUUGCUGGUCCUUUGGUUUCUUUUUGCAUACAUGGCAUGGUUUGCAUGGAGAAAAAUGCAAGACAACUUGAAUACGUACGGAGAGAAACUGGAAAAGGCGGAAUGGGAUUUGUACCACUGCUGGAACCAAGUUGGAGAUGAGGAUAACUAUAUUGCCCAACAAACUUCAAGGAUCGAUGGACUCCACAACCAGUUCAUGAUGAUGGAUGGACGUCUUACAGAAGCAAGCAAUGAGGAAAGAGCCAAUCUGGUAGCUUUGAAUACCAUGGGUUCAGGGCAAUAUCUUAACCUUGUGAGGCAAUGUGCGUUUGUGGAAGCUGGGGAGACAACUGACAUUCAAACGAGUGCAAACCAGAAUACCGAGGAAACAGCCGAGAGUGAGGAAGGCACGGAAGAUGAAAUCACAGCAGCGAGGCCUUUACAAAACCUUGACAUGGCGAGCAUGCUAGAGGAGUUGAAAAUAGAGGUCAAGAUAGCUCUUCAAAGGGAGGAACCACAGGAUGCAGGGAGACUUCAACACAUGAUGUUACAAAUGUUGGAGGAUAUCAGAAGUGGAGUGACAGAAGGUACGGUGCAAAACUACAGCACGAGGAUUGGAGAUCUGUUCUUCCAGUUGUCAGAAGUGGCAACGCGUCAGGACAGACUGCAAAGUAGCCUUUACUAUGGUCGAAGAUGCGCACAGUUCAGAGGAGAUGCAUGA
Messenger RNA from Cladocopium goreaui, 828 nucleotides. Lineage: Eukaryota; Dinophyceae; Suessiales; Symbiodiniaceae. The record is from the annotation of a GenBank genome assembly.